UUUAACUUCCACACCACCAGCGCCGCCGCAGUGAAGUGGUAAAGAAUGAAGCCAGAGGCGAGGGUGGACCGAUGUAGAGUCCGAGACUUAGUAUCAUCAUGCUUCAAUACUUGCCGCCUACCUUUACCAGAAGAAGAAGAAGUGGGCACCAACACAAGCGAUGAAGCUGCAGCCAUGAAAGCAAACAAGGCAUCAUCAAAUAACAGCCGGCGGCUGGCAGCAGAGGCUGAGCCACUCUUUGCCGAGGAAGAUUACAUAGUGUUUUGCUUCGGGGAAGAUGGGGAGAUUCUAAAUAAUGAUAGGAGAUCAACCUCAACCUCAACCUCAACCGCCAUUACUGCAAAGAAUGAAGUUGAUGAGCAGCCAAAUGCAAGCAAAAUGGAGUCCUCUUUUGAGUCUUGUGAUUCUUCUAGUGUAUCAGACACCAGCACCUCCAGCUCCUUUGCCUUCCCACUGGUGGGAAUGGAGUGGAUAGGAAGCCCCCUUCAUAGGCCCAAGGAAGAAAAACGGGACACCUACAGACGAUGCUCUACAUUCUAAGUUAUGUUUGUGGAUUUUGAUUUAUGAGGCAUUAAGCUUACUUCCCUGCGCUUUAUUGCCCCAUAAUGUAAUUUUUAAUAUCAGACAUCGGAAAGAGUUUUUUUGAAUGGUAAAGAAUUGGU
Messenger RNA from Salvia splendens (bonfire salvia), 662 nucleotides. It is a transcript of the gene BASL, whose product is annotated as breaking of asymmetry in the stomatal lineage. Bases 46 to 540 code for a protein of 164 amino acids. The record is from RefSeq and is a predicted model, not a curated record. The transcript has 4 exons. Lineage: Eukaryota; Viridiplantae; Streptophyta; Magnoliopsida; Lamiales; Lamiaceae.